This is a messenger RNA of Cherax quadricarinatus, 3644 nucleotides long. Lineage: Eukaryota; Metazoa; Arthropoda; Malacostraca; Decapoda; Parastacidae. The record is from RefSeq and is a predicted model, not a curated record.
UAAGUUUAGACAGGUGAUCCCUGUGCGCGCCAGAUCUUGUAAACACAGCGACCUGCUCAACCUACUGUCAUCCUCACUUCUUCUUGUUAUUUAAGAAGAAAUAUCGUAAGGCGGACCUACUGUUCGGGUGACCAAUAAGUCAGUUGGAUGUAGAAGUGUGGGGUGUGGUUGGAGGUGACAAGAAGCUGCUGCGGAUGUUAGUAUUUGCUUAUAUCUCCCGCCACCAUGGGCAUCCAGGGUCUCCUGCCCUUCCUGAAGAAGGCCUCGAGGGAGGCCAACCUCAGGGAGUUCAAGGGUCAGACGGCUGCCGUCGACGCCUACUGCUGGCUCCACAAGGGUGCUUUUUCCUGUGCAGAGAAACUCGUGCGUGGAGAACCUACCGAUGGACAUGUGAUCUAUGUUUUGAAGCAGAUCAAUCAGUUGCUGAACAAUGAUAUCAAACCAAUCUUAGUGUUUGAUGGCUGUCAUCUACCUUCCAAGGCUGUCACUGAGACUAAACGCAGAGAAAACCGUGAGCGAAAUCGCAAGAAGGCAAAACAGUUGUUGAGAGAAGGAAAGAUUCGAGAAGCUAAAGAAUGCUUCCAGCGCUGUGUUGAAGUGACCUCGGAGAUGGCAUCAGAUGUCAUAAAGGCGUGCCGUGCAAGGAAUGUUGACAUAAUAGUUGCACCAUAUGAAGCAGACGCUCAGCUGGCAUUCCUCAACCUGUGUGGCAUUGCCCAGGUGGUGAUCACUGAGGACUCUGAUCUUGUGCUUUUUGGAUGCAAGGCAGCUUUGUGUAAACUACCAUCUUACUUGAAGAUGCCUCACCUGGAGGUGAGUCAGGAGUACCGUGAUAAUUUCAUCAAAGCUCGCAAUACAUUCCUGCACCAGCUGGUAUUCGACCCCAUCCAGCGCAUUCUUCGCCCUCUUAAUGACUACCCUGAGGGCAUGGAUGCUGUAGAUUAUCCUUAUGCAGGGAAAUUUGUUGGGCAUGAGAGAGCUUUACAAAUAGCACUGGGCAAUGUUAAUGUUCAGACUGGAGAAGUGGCUGAUAACUUCUCUCCAGAGACUUACAAGCCCCCAGAGCCAAAAUCAUCCAGCUGGAACAAACGGGGAGACCUCUGCUCCAAUCAUCCCAGCAUCUGGACCAAGAAUUUCACAAAGAUGGGGCCAGUUGUUCCCAGUAUAAUUAACUCCAAUGUACACACAAUGAAGGGCAAAGAAGUUACGGUAGUGAAUCCUAUGUUCAAGAGAAGAAAACUUGAACCGGAAGUGGUUGAUGAUGAUCUAACGGAAGGAGAGCUCCACGACUUGUAUUCUCAUCCAGAAAAACGUAAAAGGACAGAAGUCACUCCAGAUGAUGACAGUCUUCAUGAUGACAGUGGUAACUACACAGGCCUUGGCCAGCUGUCUGAUUCACUUGACAUGGAUGAAAAUGCAAAUACAAGUCCUCCUAUUACUUCUGUUGAAAAAAACAGAAAAUCUUCUGUGGAAAUGCAGUGUGUGUCAUCACCUGACCAAUCUUCUGUGGAAAUGCAGUAUGUGUCGUCACCUGACCAACUCAAAUCCAGAAACCCAUUUGCAAAAUCCAAAUCUGUUUCUAAAAUGCAAGUCUCUUCAGGUGGACAGUUUAGUGCUCUAAAGAAAUUCAGCAAAAUACAAAGGACUGUGGUGGAUCAAAACAUCAUAGUCCACAGCAGAUAUUUUGCAUCUUCUGAUAUUAAGACAACACCUUUAAGCCAUGCCAGUCCACCAGUUAUUAAUAAUACUCUAACAGAAGUAUCAGAACCAGAAAGUCAGAGAGACAAUGAAGAAGUGCCUGGCAAUAGGUUGGAAAUUAAAUUUGAAACCAGUCCAUCUAAAUUAAUAAAAACUCCUUUAUCUCCUGUCCAGACUAACACUCCACCAUCAAAACCUAGUAAGACUUUUAUUUGGGGAAAGUUGUCUGAUAUGUUUGCCCGCACCAAGGAGAAAACCAUAAAAAUUGAGAAUAGUGCAGCAACAAAGAACACUUUCAAGCCUGUAACCCAACCAGAAGAUAAAAUAGUAUGCAAGGAGAAUACUUUUGCUUCAUGUGGAAACUCUGAGAGUGAGGAAUUGUCAUUAUCACUAAAGAGUCAUGUGCCGGAAAUAUCAUUUUGCAGUGACGCAGAUUCACUGGAUAGUGCUUUUGACUCCACAACUUCAUCCUUGCCCUCAGCAUCUCAAAAGAGUCAAGUGUCUGAACAUAAAUUUUGCAGUGACAUUGAUUCUUUGGAUAAUUUUGAUUUAACAUCAUCCUUGCCUUUAGUGCCAGAAGAAACUGAGACAACUCCAACGCUGACCAGUCCUGUGAGGACUAAGUUGACUUCUUCAAGAAAUGAUCACAAAUGCAGAACUCCAGGACUAUUUCGGUCAAACAAGAAGAAGAAUAAGAACCAGCUUGGUGUUAAGCAGCUGAGUCUUAAAGAUAUGUUUGCUUUUAAAAAGGACGGAGCUAAACUUCAAGCAGUGAGAUCAUCAUUUUAAGUUUUUGUAUGCAGUUUAGGUUGUUGAAAGUGGUUAACUGCUGAUAAGCAUCUGGAUUCCAAAAUGACUAAUGUUAAAUAUUUAACCUUGUGAUUUUAGAUAUACUAGUAUUUAAAAUUUACAUGUGUAUACACUGUCAAGGUAAAUAAAAAUUUUUAGUUGUUUCUAUAAAACUCUAUUUUUUCAAUACAAUUACAAAAAAUUUGUGCAUUAAGUACAGCAAAUGUGGUCAUCUCGUCAAGAUUUUGCAGAUGUGCAACACGGCCAACUCUCCCUGGACACAAUUGUGUAGAUGACCAGCAGAAAUCACAUUGAAGCAAAUUAAAAAAUAAUUCCUGACACUGACUUGUGACAUUUAAUAAAAAAAAAGUAGGAAUUUACCCUUGGUUGUCCUGGAAGUGCUUGACUAUCAACCUUGGGUUCGUGAAGAAGAAAAAGUUAUAUUGCAUUUAUCACUUCUGCUAAAUAAUUAAAGAAUAAGGAGAGGAUGGGAUACUAUCUCAAGCCAGUGUGGCUGAAAGUUCCAGUGAUCCUGGCUUGUGUUGAACAUUUUAAAAGUUUAAAUAUUGUAAUGGCACAUAAAUCCUUAAAUAUGUUAUGUAGCAAAUGGUAAGGGGUGGGGCACUGCAGAGCAUUAAAACAUGCCCUGCAUUUAAGGCACAAAUAUUUGGGACCAAAUUGUUACAGGUAUACAUAAAAUAAUGCUUACAAUAAUUAUAUUGUAGACAAUUUACACAGGAGUUUGAUGUAUGCAUAUAAAACUAUGGUGUAUGACACUGAACAGCAUAGCCUAAUAAUCAUCAGGUAAUUAUAUGUAUACAUACAGAACUAUGGUUGACAACAAUUAUAGCAUAGCACCAUAUAUCAUAAAUGCUGAACAAACACUGAAUCACAUACAAACAUUUAUGAGGCUCAAGUGACGUACAAGUGGUUUUUUUUUUUUUUUAAAUUUAAGAUCUUGAAAUAAGUCAUACUAAUUGAAAGUGCAAUAAUUGAGCAAAUAAAAAUCUUGCUAAGCCUCUUACAAUUCUCUCCCUGUUCUUCAUAUUACAACUUUCAACAUUAAUGAGUAUAUUUAAAAAAAAAAAAACUGGUUUCAGUUUCUUGUUCUUGACUACCCCAUCCCUUACUAACGAACACAACAAUACAAAAUAACU